Messenger RNA from Lithohypha guttulata, 1662 nucleotides. RefSeq lists its product as uncharacterized. The transcript has 3 exons. The record is from RefSeq and is a predicted model, not a curated record. The coding region runs from base 1 to 1662 and encodes 553 amino acids. Gene Ontology annotation, molecular function: mRNA binding. NCBI's taxonomy places the organism in Eukaryota, Fungi, Ascomycota, Eurotiomycetes, Chaetothyriales, Trichomeriaceae. Gene Ontology annotation, cellular component: P-body. Gene Ontology annotation, biological process: P-body assembly; cytoplasmic stress granule assembly.
AUGGACCAUCUCAUUGGCCAGAGAUUCAGUCUGAUUUCAAAAAGUGAGAUUCGAUACGUUGGCAUUCUCCACGAGAUCAACCCCGAAGAAUCUACCAUAGCGCUCGAGGAAGUCUUCUCAUUUGGCACCGAGGACCGACCUGUCGACAACUUCAUUCCACCUUCGCAGCAGAAAUUCGAGUAUAUUGUGUUCCGAGGGAGUGAUGUGAAAGACAUAAAGGUCGCUGAGGAGGCUGAAGGACCUAAACAGCCUCCACAACAGCCUCCCAAUGACCCUGCGAUAUUGAACUCAUCUCGUCCAGGACCUACGCAAACAGCUCACCCUCCUCCUCCUGGCCCACCUGGCCCACCUGGCCCUCCUCCAAACCGUGGUGAAUCUCCAUAUCUACCUCCAAACUAUCCUCCUCCAGGAUUUGGUGGCUACUAUCCUCCCGGACCACCACCAGGUCAAUUCGGUCGAGGUUAUGGUCCUCCACCAGGCAACUUCGGACCACCACCAGGCUAUAAUCCGUAUGGCCCUCCACCAGGUUAUUUUGGUCCCCCAGGACCGGGACGUUUCCCUCCUCCACCUCAACAACAUCCACCUCCUAUAGGUCCGCCAGGACAGCGACCGGCCCCUCCCUCACAACCAUCAGCAGUUGCGACUGGUCCGCCCACCGCUCCUGUGUCCAAGCAGACCCUCGAGCUACCAGUGGAGAAGACUACUUCAAGAAAUGAGAAUAAGCCGUCUACACCCGCUCCUCAACCAGUCGCGCCACAGACCGUAGAGUCAACUGAGGCUGAACCGUCUGCCGCACCUAUAGCUCCAACUACCAAAAUACCACAAGCUCAACCUAAAAGCAACAAAGUUGCUCCUGCCAUGCCUUUUGCGGUCAACCAGAAAUCUUUCACACCGCCUGUAUCUACUGGUCCUCCUCAAAGUACGGCCCAGCCACCUGUACCCAAACCAGCCAAGUCACAAGCUGAGAUGGAAGAGGCAUCACGACAAGCAAAAGAAGCCGUCGCGAAUGCCUUGGCAAAACUCAAUCCCCAGUCGACUGCAAGACCAGGAGGCCCACCACCAAAUACAGUCGAGGCCAUAGCGGAAAAGGUCAGUCAAAUGACUACUGCUCCCUCAGCACCACGCGGUCGAGCAGGUUAUCGAGGCGGAAGAGGAACGAGAACUUCUUCUGCAGGACAAAGACAGAAGAUGGAGAUCCCACAAUCAGACUACGACUUUCAAUCUGCCAACGCCAAGUUCAACAAGGAGGAUCUCAUCAAAGAGGCCAUUGCAUCUGGCUCGCCAAUCGGUGAAACGGCAGAUAACCCUAUCGAAGGUCAGGUCAGCGAAACGAAUGGUACGGCCCGAAAAGAUAGCUUGUCCGCCAAUCCAGUCCCAGCUUACGACAAAAAGUCAUCAUUCUUCGAUAACAUCUCUAGUGAGGCAAAAGACCGCGAAGGAAAUUCUGACGGCAGAAUCAAUGCACGAGCUCAGCGUGGUGCCGAGUUCAGUAAGAACAUGGAGACUUUUGGUCAAGGUAAUGUGGACAGUGGCUACCGUGGCCGUGGCCGAGGUGGUUACCGUGGCAGGGGAAGAGGUGAAUUCAGAGGUAGAGGUGGCUACAGAGGACAGAGAAGGGGUCCUAGCACUACCUUUGAUCCCACAACUAUUGUCCAGAACUAG